This is a messenger RNA of Fraxinus pennsylvanica, 2511 nucleotides long. NCBI's taxonomy places the organism in Eukaryota, Viridiplantae, Streptophyta, Magnoliopsida, Lamiales, Oleaceae. The record is from the annotation of a GenBank genome assembly.
AUGACUGGAAACGAGUUCCGAUUUUUUUUAUCCUGCGACAUCAAUCUCCCCGUCACUUUCCGAAUUGAAAGAUUAGAAGGCAAAUUACCGCCGCAAAAGCUCCUUAAUUCAGAUGAUGUUGAUUCUGCUUCAGAGGAGAGAAGACCGGAGUUGUACGUUGAGUGCUUGUUGUACAUCGAUGGCGCGCCUUUUGGUCUUCCCAUGAGAACAAGGCUGGAAUCUUCAGGUCCAUCAUAUUGCUGGAACGAACUAAUUACAUUAAGUACUAAAUAUCGUGAUUUGACUGCAAAUUCACAACUCGCGGUCACCGUUUAUGAUGUUUCUUGUGGUAAGAGUGACGAAGUGGUUGGUGGGGCGACCAUUCAUCUGUUUAACAUGAAAAAAAAGCUUAAGACUGGUAAGCACAAGCUUAGACUUUGGUCAGGGAAAGAAGCGGAUGGUUCUAUCAAUACAAUCACUCCCGGAAAGGUUCCAAAGGAGGAGCGUGGGGAGUUGGAACGUCUGGAAAAGCUACAAAAUAGGUAUGAGAGGGGACAGAUUCAAAGAGUUGAUUGGCUUGAUCGUCUUGCAUUCAAGGCUAUGGAGAAAAUCAAGGAAUGUGAGAGUAUUAAAAAUGGAAGUUCUCAUGUAUAUAUUGUUGUUGAUUUCUGCAGUUUUGAACAUCGAGUGGCGUUCCAGGAAUCAGGAGCAAAUUUCCUAAUACCAUCUCCUAUAGCUUCCACAAAUGAACUGGUUACGGUUUGGGAUCCUGAAGUGGGAAAAAGUAACCCCUCAGAGAACAAGCAACUAAAGUUGGCUAGGAGUUUGACACGGGGCAUCAUUGACAGAGACCUCAAACCGAACUCUACAGAAAGGAAGUCAAUUCAAAGAAUAUUGAAAUACCCCCCAACAAGGACCUUGAGCGGAGAGGAGAAGCAGGAUCUCUGGAAAUUUCGUUUUUCAUUGAUGUCUGAAAAGAGGGCUUUGACAAAAUUUCUGCGUUGUGUUGAAUGGAGUGAUGUUCAGGAAGCAAAGCAGGCGUUAGAACUGAUGGGCAAGUGGGAGACAAUUGAUGUUUGUGAUGCACUGGAGCUUCUAUCUUCAGUUUUUGAGAGUGAAGAGGUCCGUGCAUAUGCUGUUACUGUUCUUGAAAGAGCUGAUGAUGAAGAGCUCCAGUGUUACCUACUUCAGCUGGUUCAAGCUCUUCGGUUUGAACGUUCCGAUAAAUCCAGCCUAAGUCAUUUCCUUGUGCAACGCUCAUUACGCAAUAUUGAGUUGGCUAGCUUUCUUCGAUGGUACGUUACAGUGGAACUUCAUGAUCCUGCAUAUGCAAAACGAUUUUAUUGUACCUAUGAGAUUCUGCAAGAAAGUAUGCGGAAGUUGGGCACUGGUGCCAACGGCAAUGGAGAUGGUUUUAAGUUAUGGCAGAGUUUGGAGCGUCAAAAAGAAUUGACUGCACAGUUGUGUUCUAUAAUGAGAGACGUGAGAAAUGUGAGAGGUGGAACUCAGAAGAAGAUUGAAAAGCUUAGGCAUCUUCUUUCGGGGCUUCUUAGUGAACUCACCUACUUUGAUGAGCCGAUUCGUUCCCCUCUAGCACCUGGAGUCCUUAUAACAGGGAUCAUACCAUCAGAGUCGUCAAUUUUUAAAAGUGCAUUGCAUCCCUUGCGUCUGGCUUUCCGAACAGCAAGUGGUGGAAGUUGCAAGAUCAUAUUUAAAAAGGGAGAUGAUCUUCGGCAAGACCAGUUGGUUAUUCAAAUGGUGUCACUAAUGGAUCGAUUGCUUAAGUUGGAGAACCUCGAUCUGCAUUUAACUCCAUACAAAGUGUUAGCAACUGGACAUGAUGAAGGCAUGCUGGAAUUCAUACCAUCUAAAUCUUUAGCUCAGAUUCUCUCAGAACAUCGGAGUAUUACAAGCUACCUGCAGAAAUUUCAUCCUGAUGAAGAUGGACCAUUCGGGAUUACUGCCACGUGUCUUGAAACAUUUAUUAAAAGUUGUGCAGGCUACUCUGUCAUCACAUAUAUACUGGGCAUUGGUGACAGGCACCUUGAUAAUUUGCUGCUCCAGGAUGAUGGCCGUCUUUUCCAUGUUGAUUUUGGUUUUAUUCUCGGUCGAGACCCAAAACCCUUUCCACCACCUAUGAAACUUUGCAAAGAAAUGGUUGAAGCUAUGGGCGGAGCAGAAAGUCAAUACUAUACACGGUUCAAAUCAUACUGUUGUGAAGCAUACAACAUCCUCAGGAAAUCGAGCAACCUAGUACUAAAUCUGUUUCAUUUGAUGGCGGGGUCCAACAUUCCCGAUAUAGCUUCUGAUCCUGAAAAAGGCAUUCUUAAGCUUCAAGAAAAGUUCCGGUUGGACUUGGACGAUGAGGAGUCAAUACAUUUUUUCCAGGAUCUUAUCAACGAGAGUGCCUCCAGAGCCCCCAGACUAGACUGGGAGUCGGGUACCACAUUUUUCAGGUUGCCCUCCGGUCAUAGGCCCCUCGCAAGAACUAAUUUUUUAGGGGUUAAAAGGAAGAAAGAGAAAUGGGGUUGA